AUUUCCCUGUUCCCUGAAACCUUAUUGCUUCUCACUUUUCACAUCCAUGUCUAAUGAGAGUAAAGGCCAUGCCAAAAUGCAAGCUUCUAGCCAGACUAUUCGGAAGCUUGAUGAAGGUGUCUUUUGGAGGACCGUCCAAAAUGAGCUUGGCCUGGAAAAAUCCUGGAACUGGCACUGACUUGAAGUCGGUUUUCCACUGACCUGAACUUGACAACCUACAAAGAAACACAAGAGAGACUAUCCACAAAGAGCAAGAAUGAACCGCGUAGAAGGACUGAGAGCCAACUCUUCACAGUUCAGCUUGGAGAAACAACCCUUCCGCAUCCUGGGAGGCUCUGUCCAUUACUUCCGUGUCCCCAGGACCUACUGGGAGGACCGACUGCUGAAGAUGAAAGCCUGCGGCAUCAACACUCUUACAACCUAUGUACCAUGGAACCUGCAUGAACCAGAGCGAGGGGUGUUUGACUUUGAGGAUGAUCUGGAUUUAGAAGCCUAUCUUCGCAUUGCAGCCAGCUUGGGCCUCUGGGUGAUUUUGCGCCCUGGGCCAUACAUCUGCGCUGAAUGGGAUUUUGGCGGACUGCCUAGUUGGCUACUAAGAGAUGGACAUAUGAAGCUGAGAACGACCUACUCAGGAUUCACAGAUGCAGUCAACUCAUUUUUUGAUGAACUCAUAAAGAAAGUUACUCCAUUUCAGUACUCCCAGGGUGGCCCGAUUAUAGCAGUUCAAGUUGAGAAUGAAUAUGGCUCCUACGCUAAAGAUGACAAGUACAUGCCUUUCAUAAAGGAGGCAUUAUUGUCCAGAGGCAUCACAGAGCUGCUGCUGACCUCUGACAACAAGGACGGGCUGAAGCUCGGAGGAGUGAAAGGAGCACUGGAAACGAUCAAUUUCCAGAGACUCGACAUCAACGAGAUCAAGUAUCUGGAAGAAAUUCAACCUCAGAAACCAAAGAUGGUUAUGGAGUACUGGUCUGGCUGGUUCGAUCUCUGGGGAGGCCUUCAUCAUGUGUUCCCUGCUGAGGACAUGAUCUCGGUUGUCAGAGAAAUCCUGAAGUUGGACAUGUCAAUCAACCUGUAUAUGUUUCAUGGAGGGACCAAUUUUGGCUUCAUGAAUGGUGCAUUUGCUGUUGGGCUCCCAGCACCUGAACCCAUGGUGACAAGCUAUGAUUACGAUGCUCCAUUAUCUGAGGCCGGGGAUUACACCACCAAGUAUCAUCUUCUGAGGAAUUUAUUCAGCAGCUACCACAACCAACCACUUCCUGAACUACCUGCCGUUCAAGAAAGGAGAGCCUAUCAGACUGUUGUCAUCCAGCAGCAUCUCUCUCUUUGGGACAGUUUCCAUUCAGCUGAAAAGCCUUUCAAAUCUGAGAGGCCAAUAAACAUGGAGAACCUCCCUGUCAACAACAAUAAUGGCCAGUCCUACGGCUACACACUGUAUGAGACAGUCAUCACCAAUGGAGGAACUCUCAACUCAAAGAACAACAUCAAAGACAGAGCACUGGUUUUUGUGGACAAACAAUAUGUUGGUGUUUUGGACUGUAAGGUGCAGGAACUUGUAGUACCUGAUGGGAAGGGAAGCAGAACUCUUAGCUUGCUGGUGGAGAACUGUGGAAGGGUGAAUUAUGGGACGACUCUGGAUGAGCAGCGCAAAGGUCUUGUUGGUGAUGUUGAGUUAAACUCGAACGUCCUCCGAGGCUUCAUUAUUCAUAGUCUGGAUAUGAAACCAGGCUUUGUAAACAGCCUUCAGACCACAGGCUCCUGGGUGCCUAUGCAACAACAGCCCUCAUUCCCGGCCUUUUUUCAGGGCAAACUUUACGUGAACAGCUCUCCUAAAGAUACCUUCAUCAAACUUCCGGGAUGGACCAAAGGGGUUGUGUUUAUAAAUGGCAGGAAUUUGGGACGAUACUGGUCUAUCGGACCACAACAGACACUUUAUGUGCCAGGGCCCUGGCUGCACAGAGGAGACAACCAGGUCAUGGUGUUUGAAGAGCAGGAAGCAGAUGGUAGACUUCAGUUCACCAGCAGCCCUGACUAUGGCAUGACUGUUGAUGUCCAGUGAGGAUAAGAGGAGAGCGUAUGUUAAGGAAGCAUGAGCAGAGCAAACAUGACUGCUGUUGGUUAUGUUUGCAUGGAUCUGGACUGCCUGCCCUGGUCAGCAGCACCAAGGUGUCAAGAAAACUUUUAAUUGAUUUUCCUAGUUUGUCUUACUGACCAUAUUCAUGGCAUGUUGUUAUAUUUAGUUGAUAGGUAUUAUUUGCUCUUUGUUGAAAAGAUAAAUCAAUAAAGUCUGGUUUGCCCUCUGUUUUUAA
Molecule: messenger RNA, 2306 nt
Organism: Poeciliopsis prolifica (blackstripe livebearer)
Lineage: Eukaryota; Metazoa; Chordata; Actinopteri; Cyprinodontiformes; Poeciliidae
Product: beta-galactosidase-1-like protein 2
Exons: 20
Coding region: 257-2056 (599 amino acids)
Biological process (GO): carbohydrate metabolic process
Cellular component (GO): vacuole
Molecular function (GO): beta-galactosidase activity
Source: RefSeq, a predicted model, not a curated record